Rubroshorea leprosula is the source of this 983-nucleotide messenger RNA. Lineage: Eukaryota; Viridiplantae; Streptophyta; Magnoliopsida; Malvales; Dipterocarpaceae. The record is from the annotation of a GenBank genome assembly.
AAGGUGUUCCCCAUAUAUCAAAAUCAAACCCCUCUCUCCCUCCCCUUCCCCCCUGCCCAGCUCACUCUUUCUCUUCUUCUUGUUUCGCUUGUCGCUAUGGGGAGCUGCCACCAACCCAGUUCAAUGAAACAGAAUUCAAUUUAAACUCAGGCAUUGCAUUUUCACACGGCAGCAAAUAUGAAUAAAAAAAAUUUAAAUGCUGCUAAGAUUGAAGAGCCUCCUGCACAUAUGACUCGAGCGCAGUCUGAAGCCUUGCGGGUAGUAGGAGGGAAUGGGAUAUGCUUCUCAUCAAAACCAUCCUUCAAACAGGAUCAUAAACGUGUUGUUAGAGUCAAGUCUAAAAGAGCAGCAUCGGAUAAGAGAAAAUCUUCUGCCACUGCCACUCUUGGUCUUCUGCAUAAAAGACGAGCAGUUCUCAAAGAUAUAGUUAACAUCUCCACUCAAAGUUUAUCCAUGGACUGCAUAAAUUCAUCUAGAAGUAAAAUUCAGACUAACCAGCAGAGUAGAAGAGGCGUCAAUAAUAAUUCAGAGAUCACUGCCAAUGUCUCAAUGCUAAGUCUUUCAGUUGAAGAUGUAAAAGCAAGGUUAGUUGAAGAGUUAUCAAGAGUAAAGAUGGUGGAAGCACAAGAGAUCAAAUUCUCAGUAAUGAUGGAAGAUACAGAACUGGUUGGACUUCUUUGUCAUAGCUCAAGAGAAUGUGCUGUAGUUGAUGCAAUGCCUCCAAUCAAGGCUCCAAAAGUACCCACUGGAAUUGAUAGCCAUCAAAAGAAAAAAGAAAAUGAGGCCAGCAGAAAUUUUCCAGACAUUGUGGAUAUUGAUUCAGACCUAAAAGGUCCUCAAGGUUGUAGCUUGUAAGCACCAGACAUUUACAAUAACAUACAUAUUGCUGAGGUUAGUAGUGUGAUUGCCAAGCUUUAUCUUAAGACCACUCUAGGUUUUCAUAAGCACUAAUUAUUUGUUAUUAUUAAAUUUUAUUGAUUUUA